Varroa destructor (honeybee mite) is the source of this 3307-nucleotide messenger RNA. RefSeq lists its product as uncharacterized. The record is from RefSeq and is a predicted model, not a curated record. NCBI's taxonomy places the organism in Eukaryota, Metazoa, Arthropoda, Arachnida, Mesostigmata, Varroidae. Gene Ontology annotation, biological process: phospholipid translocation; retrograde transport, endosome to Golgi. Gene Ontology annotation, cellular component: endosome; trans-Golgi network.
UGUACGAACGCGAACACAAGAGCGAGUGAGUGGCCUUGCGUAUUCGGUUGUUCUGGCCAUUCACCGCAUUGUUCCUCUCCGUUUUUCGUCGCUGCUCUUCGAGGAUCAGCUGCAAUCGGCCAUUGUCGUCAGACGAGAAAAGAGAGACGCAGGCAGGUAGGCUGGCUGGCAGGCAGGCCGCACGACACAACGGCCUUAGACAGAUAAAACAUAAGUGGCAAUAGUGACAACAAUGAAUACUACUAUUGUUACGCUAAUUAACUCCAUCAAAGCAAAUUACCAGGACACGAUCCCAGGAAACGGCCUAUCAACUUCACAGGUAAUAUGUGAAAUAGAGAUUGUGUGACUGUACGAAGUACUGAUAAUACAUCUGAUGAGCUGACUCGUGCGUACACUGAGGGGUUUCCUGGUGACCGCUCAAACCCAUCUGCCAUCCGCGUUUUCAGUGUAAAGUAUUCGAGCUCUACCGGUACCAGCUUUUGACAGUUACCCUGCGGUUAUGUGUAUGUGUUUCAAAUCAUCUUGGUGAUCUUUUUUAUAUUAAAGUUGACUUUAAAGCUAGCAUCGAUAGGAACGGCUACAUGAAGAGGAAACAAGAAAACAUAUGUGGAGUGAGUACACCAUCGCGACUCGCUCAAUCUAAAAAAGGUUCAUUUUAUACUACCACGGAGACAACAAAAUUCCCCAAUGGAUCGCUCAUUGGAUUAACUAUCGAGAAGGUACGGCCAGAGAUGGUAGCGGCAAAUGAUAACCAACAAGGCGUCAAGCUGGACUUCCUGUAUCUGGAGCGCUUCGGCGACAUGGAGGUAAUCCGUUCAUGGCUACCUCCAUUGUCGUGGGGCAAUUCGCUAAUCUCUCAUGGUUCCGCUCUUUUCAUGAUGUUCGGUGGUGUUCUGCCCUACGUGCCUCAGUACAGGGAGAUUUUACGGACAAAGAAUGCGGACGGAUUCUCGACCUUUGUCUGUUUAGCCUUGCUCGUCGCCAAUAUUCUUAGGAUAUUCUUCUGGUUCUGUGUACGUUUCGAGACACCGUUGCUAAUUCAGUCGAUUAUUAUGACAACAGCCAUGCUUCUUAUGAUUCAUCUCUGCAUUCGGACGCGACGGGAACAGCUUAUAACGCCUCCGCCGAAAACUAAAACGUUCCACGAUUUAGAGUGGCGUCACUUCUGGCAAUGGACAGACUUCCUAUCGUACGUCGAGUGUACGAUUAUCUUCACAAUUAUCGCAGGAUCGGUCGUCUUCCUAUUUAAGGACGUUACUGUCGUAGUCGAGUUUGUAGGGUUGGUAGCUGUCCUAACAGAAGCUCUUCUUGGAAUGCCUCAGUUCUACAAAAACUUUGUAAAUAAGUCGACGGCAGGAAUGAGCACGUCGAUGGUAAUGCUCUGGCUGUUUGGCGACGUGUUCAAGACCGCAUAUUUCGUUCUACGAGAUUCACCUGUACAGUUUGUAUUGUGUGGCAUAUUACAGGUACGAAGUUAUAGCCUUUGUACAGAAAAAAAAACAUCUACGAAUUAAACAAUAAAACAUAUGGCAGCAGAUUAGGAGUUUGCGCCUAAAUAUAUAAAGGCACAGUCGCAGCAACAUCAAUGCUAAUUUUAGUAUUCAUAGUUUUUAACGCGCUGCUUUUAUUACAUGAAAGGAGCAAAGGGCAGGAAUCAAUUAGGCACUCAUAACAAUCCGUUUUUUGUUCGCGGCUUCGAGUGCUGUUUUUUUUUUACCAGUUAAUUUUAGCUACCCUACUUUUUGGCUACGCAAUUGUUGGGGUCUUGUGCAGCAAUAAGUUAGCAAUAAAUCGUGUGUUCUCAGCUCCAAGCGACAAAAGCCUGCUGACUGCGCUGGACAAACGGGAAGCCAGCUGGAAGCCUUGUAAUCGCCGUUUGUUAUUAAAUAAAUUAGGUUAAUUUAUCCAAAUAACCGCUCUGCUGUGGCUAUUAGAUUUUCUACUUAAACGUCUUAGGAACUAUCUUUUUUGUAAGCGACUCAACGAUGCCACUGAAGUGAUAACUUGUGUAGCGGCUCUUUUGAUGUUGUCAGGGGCGACUUCUUAUUGUUGGAAUAAAAAAAAACCAGUUUCGCAUGGACGUUAAUCUCAUGAAAAGUUGCAUUAUACAAACACUAGGCUAUUAUAUAACUUGAUAAGUUUAGCUGAGUUUCUUUGCUGAAUGCGACACAUCUAAUUACCAUCCCAUCUUUUCGUCGAAUAAUGUAUGCUGUCCCGCAAUAGCGAAUUCUGUCUCGAAGAAGCUUUCCAAGCAUGUUUUAAGUUGUUGAUCGAUGUUAAAGGUACGGCCACAAAUCUAAAUGGCCAGUGAAUGCAAAAGGUGGAAAUCCGCCUCCACAAGAAUUGAACAUUGUUGAAGAUGCAACCAAACCUUCCAUUUCAAGUUUAGGAAGGCAGCUUCAACGAUCUUUGCCGUGUGACCUUUUGUUGCCACGGGGCAGAGUGACCUAUCGGGUUUAACGUUUGUCUGUCGAGUCUUGAAGGACCUGGUUGACUCAACGCAACUAAACUCAAUAGACGUACCGUCUGGUACGCAGAAAGCAGUUGCAAUUGAACCAGGCUCUUACGGUUUCAAUAAACGUAAAACCUAAUCUUUUUUGGAUGAAAAUCUUGUUGCAACCUAAGGUUUCCUGGGACCGUCUGCUCCCGCUUCUGAUCCAUGUUGAAUGUGGAUAUUACUUCUCGUGGCAAUUCUGCGAAAAAAUCGGUUAUUGUGGCUCUGUGACGCGUGAACCGCGUGAAACACUGAGCUGCAACAUCAAGUUAUAAUUCCUUAUUGGUUUCAAAAUGCCCAAGUUCAAAGUUUCUACGAAAACCCAAGGGACUUGUGGUGAUCGACGACAGUCUUAUGGCUGCAGCCCAUCUCUUCGGCCAACUCCCGAGUUGCUUAUACCAUUGUUGUUGUUGUUGUUGUUGUUGCCAUGUUCUUCCUGCAGACGGUCGUCAUCAGUCUCAGACAAUCAGCUAAAGCGGAGGCACCCUUUAGACAUCGGAUACUUUUUCAAACUCGAAUGAUCGAUGAUGAAAAAUCGAAAUGAAAAGUUUUUCUAGCGUUACCGUGUAUGUGGCAAGUACAAAACGCGAAUCGACGAAACGCGUGGAACAGAAAGUUACGAAAGCUGGCUUUUUUCAUGUGGAACAUACUUGAGGAAGUGAAAAUAGCACUCACAACAGAACAUCGUUACGGUAUACUGAUAGAGCAAAAGAAGCACUUUCGAAUUGUACGUUAGAAGUAAACAACAAGUCAGGACAAGUUUCAAAGGAAGGCUUUGGAAAAAAAACGGUUAGCAUCGAUCUGGCGAUCCUA